GUCGUCUCCACGUGCUGCCGCCGGCCACCGGCGGAAGACGGUUUUUGUUUUGAUGCCGCCGGUCAAGCCGCGACAUCAAAACUGCGAUGUGCUCCGCGAUUCUACCAACAGCGGGGGCAAUGUCAGCCGCCGACAGCCGAGCGGAAGACGGCGGGCGGGAGGAAGAGCUGAGGGGGACGAAGAGGAAGAUUUCUCUCUCUGAGUGUGGUGUGUGUGGGUCAGAGGAGGCAAAGUACAGGUGUCCUGCCUGUCUUACACAUUCUUGCAGCUUGCUGUGUGUGAAGAAACACAAGGAAGAUUCUAAAUGCAGUGGAGUCAGAGAUAAAACUGCCUUCGUGACCCUCUCCCAGUUUGAUGAAAUGACGCUCCUCAAUGACUACAGAUUUCUGGAGGAUACAGGACGAUUUGCUGAUGGUGCCACCAGGGACGGCCUCAUCCGGGCUCCUCGUACCACUUCAAAAGCAAAGAAGCUGGCAGCCAACGCUAGAAAGAUGAACAUCACGCUGAGGUUCCUCCCCAUCACCUUCUCUAAGAGCAAAGAAAACUCCACCUUCUUCCUUACAAAGGUAAAACAGUUCAUGUGGCACUUGAAACUCAUCUUUCCUCAGAGCAGCACAGAGUUCAGUCAGAGGAGGGUGUCUGACACACAAACCAUGGAGCAGAUCUUGACCCCUUAUAUCCACCCUACCGAGUCGGACCCUGUGAGGCGCCAAAAGUUGAAGAUGUACGUGCACGCCCCAUUUGAUCAUGUGAAAGUCUUCAUGAAGGCAGAGGGGAGAAAGGCUAACUCUGUGAGGUACCAUGAGUUGGACAUUCAGAAGAGCCUAAGGGACAACCUAAGCUACAAAACGCUGAUUGAAUAUCCUGUGCUGCAUGUUGUACGCAGAGAACAUUGGAAGGAAUAUCCACUGAAAGGACCAGCUGAACCUGCGUCAGCCUGCAGUAGUUUUUCAUCAAAGAGUAAAGGGGUGGACCCACAGAAGGAGGAUGUGACCCAAGUUUCACCAUCCCUGCAAGGGUCUUGCGCCGCAGAAGGAACCAACAUCUGGACGGGAGCUCCAGAGACCAGCCCUGAAACUGAACCCCCACAGGAGAAAAGGGCCAAGAGAGAAUCAGGGCAGGAAGAGCAAGAAGAGGGUGAGAUCAUAGACAGUAGUGAGGAAGAUAAACAGGAGAUGGAAGGAAAUGCUGAAGAAAACACCCCAUGUGGUAAUAGCUGUGGCGAUGCCAAAAGCCCUGCUAAUGACGUGCAGGUGAUUAAAGAUGAACUAGGAGACAGUGUGGACACAGUGACAGCAGCAGGGACUGGUGUAUAAGUGAGCACAUUACUGGUUCCACUGAGAGUGCUGAGGUCAGCAUGACUAAGGAGGAUGCUAUGUAAUAGCCUGUGCCUGUUCAUAACCAUCACUGUCAAGAUGAGAAUGUAUCAGCUAAAGCUGCUGACAGCUGUGGAUUGGAAUGAUAAUACCCAGAUGUUCAGGAUGAAAUUAGAGAGGAGGCAGACAUAUCUGAGAGGAAGUCAUCAGUCUUGUGGCAGUAUACAGUGUUUUCAGUCCUUUUAUACAGAUUGUUUUAACUGACAAGUAUAGUGGUUUACCGAAUGUAUCACUGUGUGUUUACAGAGAAUCAUUUCCAUGUUAAUGUUUAUAAUUUAGGUUUGGCCUAUCUGUAUGGAAGCAUACUUUCCUAAAUAAAGACUUCCCUUUUU
Xiphias gladius (swordfish) is the source of this 1708-nucleotide messenger RNA. It is a transcript of the gene znhit6, whose product is annotated as zinc finger HIT-type containing 6. Lineage: Eukaryota; Metazoa; Chordata; Actinopteri; Istiophoriformes; Xiphiidae. The coding region runs from base 87 to 1316 and encodes 409 amino acids. Gene Ontology annotation, cellular component: pre-snoRNP complex; nucleus. The record is from RefSeq and is a predicted model, not a curated record. The transcript is spliced from 10 exons. Gene Ontology annotation, biological process: snoRNA localization; box C/D snoRNP assembly; maturation of LSU-rRNA from tricistronic rRNA transcript (SSU-rRNA, 5.8S rRNA, LSU-rRNA).